AUGCGUAUCACUCCACAUGCUCAAGACACUGGUGGUUUCUUUGUGGCUCUUAUUGAGAAAGUCGUUGAAAGCGACUUCGAUGGAAGUGCGGCCAAUGGACCUGCAUGGAAAAAAAAGAAGAUGUUCAAAGAUGAACCGUUCACAUUCUUGAAAUUGGACGAUGAGAGAUGGCGCGACAUUCACAACCACUAUGGUGUCGACGAGACGUUCCAGUACCAGAAUCUCUUCAGUAGAAGACUCGAAUCUAACGAUGCGAACAGUCGUCAGCUGUUCUACGCCAACGAUGCAGUCAAAAACUUCGUGAAGGAGAACAUGGCCAAAGUUUCAAUUCAAAACGCCGGAAUGAAAAUGUUCAGUAGAACGGAAGGAAAAGUUGAAAACACCCGAUUCCGUUUGUCGCAAGAAGGAAUCCGUUAUCUGUUCAAAUUUAUGAAUAAACAAAAGGUCAAGAUUGGAGCAGAAGACAUGUUGUACAUGCUGAAAUCGGAAGAAAAUCUUGUUCCACUGGAGAAGUUGGAAUGCAAGACAGAUGUUCGUAAGAAUCAAAAUGGAACCGUUGUUGUUUACUGUGAUGAAGAUGAACCUGUUUGUACUUGGGUCGGCUACCAUACAAUUGCUCCAUACAUUUCUAAAGAAGAACGGCUUCACUUGUUGAGAAUGAUGGGUGUAGAUUGUGCCGAGAUUGAGUUGUUAAUGAAGAGCAAACGCAAGGAAAAGGCAGCUCAAGAUCGUGAAGCCGCUUGGCAACGUAAGCUUGAAGAAGAAAAAACUGCAGGUCAGCCGUCAACUUCAUCAGAUGGCGCUCCCACAGAGCAAAUCUCAGAAUCUCCAGCAGAGAAUAUACAGGAAAUGGCGGACGCUGAGCCAGCUCAAUAG
Messenger RNA from Caenorhabditis remanei, 876 nucleotides. RefSeq lists its product as uncharacterized. The record is from RefSeq and is a predicted model, not a curated record. The coding region runs from base 1 to 876 and encodes 291 amino acids. The transcript has 3 exons. Lineage: Eukaryota; Metazoa; Nematoda; Chromadorea; Rhabditida; Rhabditidae. Gene Ontology annotation, molecular function: tRNA (cytidine-N5)-methyltransferase activity; tRNA binding. Gene Ontology annotation, biological process: tRNA methylation. Gene Ontology annotation, cellular component: nucleus; cytoplasm.